AUGAUUGUAUGGGUUCAUCUCCCUGAGCUGAAAAUCCAUUUUUACCACAAGGAGGUGUUGACGACUUUGGGUAACCUGAUCGGACGCACAAUCAAGCUCGAUUAUCACACUCUCACCCAGCAGAGGGCAAAAUUUGCCCGAUUGGCAGUGGAAGUUGAUCUGUCUAGGCCCCUCGUUCCAAGAAUCUGGCUCGACGAUGAUUGGCAGCCCGUUGAGUAUGAAAAUCUACCUGCAGUGUGUUUCGAGUGCGGUAAGAUUGGCCAUUCGUCGACGUCCUGCCCCCUGCUCCGGCCAGCGGCUGUUCCGAAGGCUUCUGAUUUCGUAGUCGGCGGCGCCCAAACCCUUUCGCCGGAGGAGUCAUCGGAAGCUAACGCGGGUUUCGGCCCGUGGAUGCUAGUUACGCGGAAAGGACGGCGGAAUCAGAGGGAAUCGAACGGUAAAGGAAAGGAAAAAGAUUUGGGAGGCUCCGUUAAAGCAAAGGAGAAAGAUCUGGGGAGCCUCCAUCAUGGGACCGUGGACAAAAAUAGCAAGAGUGCUCUGAGAAUUAGGGAGCCGGAAGAUUCCAUUUCGGGGGAGGCGCAGCAGCUCUCGAUUCGCCCGCAACGGUCGCCGGUUCAAGAUAGAAAAGGUAAUGGGGGGAAGCGAGUUGGGGAAGAAAGAAGGAAUGGCAAGGAGAUUUUGAUCGAGGAAGGACCUUCUGUUGGGAAAGGCCUGUUGGGCCCUGGCCCAAUAAAGGGAGUCACCACAAAGAAAAGCCAGCCCACCUCAGAGGGCUCUAUGGCCUCGACGUCCAGCCCGAAAAGCCUGACUACCCACGGUUUGAUCAAUAGGCCGAGCGAGGUGCCUCCAUCUGGAUCGCGUGCACAGGGCAGCCCAAAGGCUCCGGCCCUCACCCCUCCACCCACGUCGGUCUCUACAGGGCCCAAUGGAACAGUUCUGCAAGUGAUACAAAUCUCCUCCCAAAACGAGGAGCAGCUGCGCCGUGCCGAUCAUCCUUCUCCGUCAACGGCCAACAGAACCAAAGGGAAGAAGAGUUCCAAGGGGCGGUCGAAGAAGGGGUCGCCAGCGAAGCUAAAUCCGGUCCGCCCCCUUCAGAUUUGGUCUCCGAUGAAGGAUAGAAAAACAAAGUCGAAAUCGAGGAUGGCAUCUCUCACCUUGCAAGAAAUCAAUGCUUGGACAGAGGCGGCACAAUCGGCGACGAAUUUUCCGAUGGCCAAGGGCUCGAGCGGUGUCCCUCCUCCCCCCUCGAGCCACGGUGAUUCGAUGAGCGAUCCGCCCACCUCAGCGACCUUGGCUAGCGGCCCUGCCUGA
Linum trigynum is the source of this 1311-nucleotide messenger RNA. NCBI's taxonomy places the organism in Eukaryota, Viridiplantae, Streptophyta, Magnoliopsida, Malpighiales, Linaceae. The record is from the annotation of a GenBank genome assembly.